Messenger RNA from Metarhizium robertsii ARSEF 23, 3651 nucleotides. RefSeq names its product Pol. The transcript has a single exon. NCBI's taxonomy places the organism in Eukaryota, Fungi, Ascomycota, Sordariomycetes, Hypocreales, Clavicipitaceae. The record is from RefSeq and is a predicted model, not a curated record. Gene Ontology annotation, biological process: DNA integration. The coding region runs from base 1 to 3651 and encodes 1216 amino acids. Gene Ontology annotation, molecular function: nucleic acid binding.
AUGGAUAGCCCACCCUUCUAUGUUAAUAUAGGGCUCAACAGGGAACGUUAUACAACUGCCCUUAUUGACUGUGGAUGCCUAUGUUAUGGCACGAUUAAAGAAGCUCUCGUCCAAAAAUUACAGCUGCCGCGUAUCCCUAUUAAACCUCGAACACUAGAACACGUGGCAGGGUUCGUGUAUGAUGCGAUCCAGCAUGUUUCGUAUAUGGAUAUCGAUAUCGACGGCUAUCAGAAACGCCGCGCUUUCUUCUAUGUAGUCCCAGGCCAGGAAGACGAUGUGAUAUUGGGAAGGACCUGGAUGAACCAAGAGAACGUUGUGAUCCACCCAGCAAAGAAGCUCCUGUAUAUUGGCUCUAACGACCUCUGGGUGAGGGAAAGAGACCGUAAGAAGAGGAAGAAGUACAAGCUGCGAGGAAUGAUGGCCUCCGUUUUUGCUGGUCUCGUACGGCGGGCCCGGCGACAGGAGCAAGAUGACAAGAAAGAUCGGCUACGAGUUUUCGCCGCAAGUAUCAAAGAUAUUGAAAAGGCACUCGCCCCUAAGACAAAGUCAGACCCCCGAGAGAAACUCCCGAAACAUUAUCACGAAUUCCUACCCGUUUUCGAUAGAGAGAAGGCGGACCAGUUGCCGCCAAGCCGACCUGGAAUCGAUCAUUGCAUACCGCUACAGACUGAUGACAAGGGAAAGGAGAAAGAACCACCCUUUGGACCAUUAUACGGAAUGUCACGCGAGGAGCUCAUCGUCCUUCGCCGAACUCUCACGGAACUACUAGACAAAGGAUUCAUCCGAGCCAGCAGCUCUGCAGCUUCAGCACCAGUACUCUUCGUAAGGAAGCCGGGAGGCGGACUCCGAUUCUGCGUGGACUACCGAGCCCUUAACGCAAUAACACGGAAAGACCGAUACCCGCUACCUUUAAUCAAUGAGACUCUUCGGGCUAUAUCUAAAGCCAAGUGGCUCACGAAGCUGGAUGUCAUUGCAGCCUUCCACAAGAUACGCAUCCAGGAAGGGGAGGAAUGGAAGACCGCGUUUCGAACACGAUACGGACUCUUUGAGUGGCUUGUCACGCCAUUCGGGAUGACAGGAGCUCCCGCGACUUUCCAACGAUACAUCAACCGCACGUUACAAGACUACCUCGAUGAGUUUUGCUCGGCCUAUAUUGACGACAUUUUGAUCUAUUCCGACGGCUCCCUGAAAGACCAUAGACAGAAGGUCAGGCAAGUACUAAAGAGACUCCGGGACGCUGGCCUACAGGUUGAUAUAGACAAAUGCGAAUUUGAGACCAAGAGCACGAAGUAUCUAGGAUUCAUCGUGGAAGCUGGGAAAGGAAUUAGAGUUGACCCAGAGAAGGUCCAGGCGAUUCAACUAUGGGAAGAACCUAAGACCGCCAGGGAGGUAAGACGGUUUAUUGGCUUCGCGAACUACUAUCGCCAAUUUAUCCCAAUGUUCUCUAAGAUCGCCAUGCCCCUCACCGCCUUGACCAAGAAGGAUGCCCCAUUUACCUGGACAACACCCUGUCAAAUUUCGUUCGAUGAACUCAAAACCCUACUAAUCGGCGCCCCUCUUUUGGCUCAAUGGGAUCCAGACCGAGAAACGAUAUUGGAGACGGACUCAUCAGGUUAUGUUGUUGGAGGAUCACUGUCGCAGAGAGACAACGAAGGAUUCCUACGCCCAGUGGCCUUCUUUUCCAAGAAAAACGCCCCUGCCGAGUGUAACUACUCAAUCCAUGAUAAGGAGCUGCUCGCCAUCAUUCGCUGCCUAGAGCAUUGGGACCCCGAGCUGCGUAGUGUAGUCUCAUUCGAAAUCCUUACGGACCACCUCAACCUCCAAUAUUUCACGAAGAAGCAGCAGCUCAGCGAACGACAAGCUAGAUGGGCCGAGAUUCUUUCCCGAUAUAACUUUGUUAUCCGGUAUCGCCCUGGCCGGCAGGCCAUAGUGCCCGACGCACUCUCCCGGCGAGAACAAGAUAUGCCAGAAGGGUUAGACGACGAAAGGUUACAAGGACGCAGGAUGCAGUUGCUCCAACCGGUUAAAGGGAUGAAGGGAGCCUUCGCGGUGCAUGCUGGAACCCCAGUUGUAGUGAAAGCUGGAUAUGUAAGCAAGGGUGACUCGGACCAACCAGAAGACCCUACAACUAGCCGUGACCCGGCAGUCGAGAACCCCUUUACGACUGCUGACCUACAAGAACUCUGGAACGAAGGACUACAAAGGCAUAAUCGGUACUGGCUGAUAAGAGAAGCAGUGCAAAGAGGCGAUAGGCGCCUUCCGUCGCAAUGGGGGCUGCCGAUCACUCUAGCGGAAUGCUCCAUUGAUGCAGGACAACGGCUCUGUUGGCGAGAGAGAAUUUGGAUCCCUCAAUACGAACCUCUCCGCACGAAGAUUAUCCAAGAAACCCACGACUCGACGCUGACCGGCCACCCAGGAAGAGAUAUACUUAAGUCUUUACUUAGCAGGAGAUUCUACUGGCCAGGAUUAGACGAGGAUGUGAGACACUUCAUGCGGAACUGCACUAUCUGUGGCCGAAGUACCGUAUGGAGAGAAAAACUACGAGGUCUCCUCAAACCGCUGCCGGUGCCGGACAGGAUCUGGGCGGAAAUAUCAAUCGACUUUAUUGUUGACCUCCCUCCGACGAGUUCAAACGGCGCCACCAACAUGAUGGUAAUCACAGACCGACUGUCAAAGAACGUUGUAUUGGAGCCCAUGCUGGAAAUCACCGCCAAACGCACCGCGAAGACGCUAAUGAAAUGUUUCGUCCAGCACCAUGGACUCCCGAGAGCAAUGGUCACGGAUCGAGGUCCGCAGUUCACAAGCCACCUAUGGCGCAGCCUCUGUAGACUCUUACAGGUGCAACAACGUCUUUCAACUGCUUGGCACCCUCAAACGGAUGGAGCAACUGAGAGAACGAACCAGGAGGUGGAAAGAUACCUGAGAAUCUUUGUAACUUACGCGCAGGAUAACUGGGAUGAUCUUCUACCAGCAGCAGCUAUCGCGCUAAACAACAAAACCGCUACCGCUACGGGAUUAAGUCCUUUCUUCCUCACCCAUGGGUACCAUAUUGACCCGAUCCAAGUUAAUGAAUCUCUUCGGUCCGAGAAUGUAUCCCCGAUAGCAAGAGCAGAAGCCUUGGUGAAGAGACUGCAGGUAGCGACAGAAUGGGCCCAAGCCGCGAUGGCUUCAGCACAAGAAACCCAGGAAAAGCACGCAAAUGCAAAGAGACAACCUGCAGACCGGUUCAAGGUAGGGGAUAAGGUUUGGUUACGGUUACGUAACAUCCGAUCUGAGAGACCGUCCAAGAAGCUGGACUGGAUAGCCGCGAAGUACACAGUCACUGAGGUUAUUGGUUCACACGCUUGUCGCCUAGACACGCCCACAGGGAUACAUAAUGUCUUCCACGUUAGCCUUUUAAAACUUGCGGCAGAUGAUCCACUGCCGUCACAAGAAUCAGACGACUAUCGACCACCAGCAAUCCUUACAGAAGAUGGAGAAGAAGAAUACCUCGUGGAGGCGAUACUGGGCAAGAAAAGAGUUAGAGGAAAAUGGAAGGUGCGAGUGAAAUGGACGGGUUGGGCAGAGCCAACAUGGGAGCCCCUUGAAGCCUUCCUCGAUACAGAAGCGCUUACUCAUUAUGAGGAGAAAUUUGGGGAAAUUUUGAGAUGA